AUGAACAAGCAUACCACACGGAAGCCGAUUAUUAUUCGUGGUGAAAAUCUUACUAUAGAAGAUUUCGUCAAAGUUGUUCGUCAUAAUCAUCCAGUGGAAUUAUCCGAAGAUAAUGUUGUAUGCAGUCGAAUGGAACAAUCAAUCAGUAUUAUCGAUAAUAUUGUGAAAGCCUCUUUACCGCUCUAUGGUGUGACAACACUCUUCGGCGGUCUCGCCAAUCGUACAGUAUCAACUGAAUUUGCUGCCGAGUUACAAAACAAUUUAGUUUAUGCUCACAAAACUGGCGCGGGCUCGAUCAUGCCACUAGAAUCGAUUCGCGGAGCUAUGCUGUUGCGAGCCAACACUCAUUUAAUUGGUGCCUCAGGUAUCCGUCGACAGUGGGACGAGCGACUUGUUCACUUCUUGCGCGAAGGAGUUACACCGCUCGUACCUGAAUUUGGAUCUAUAGGAGCGUCAGGUGAUCUUAUACCUAUGUCGUACAUUGCUGCAGCCAUAUCUGGUGUAGAUGAACGUGUAAAAGUAGAUUUUCAGGGUGAAAAGAUCAGCGCACCUGAAGCACUGACUCGACUUGGAUUCAAACCUGAAUUAUAUAAUGCAAAAGAGGGUCUGGCCAUGUUAAACGGAACUAGCGUGAUGACGUCUUCGGCAUCACUUGCUUGUUAUGAUUUUUACAUACUAAUGGCUGCUACGCUACAGGUCCACGCGAUGACUCUGCAAGCACUUGCUGCCAGUAACCAGCCAUUUAAUCCAUUUCUUCAUAAAGUUAAAAGUCAUCAGGGACAGGUAUGUGAAAAUCAUUUUUAG
This is a messenger RNA of Rotaria sp. Silwood1, 804 nucleotides long. The record is from the annotation of a GenBank genome assembly. Lineage: Eukaryota; Metazoa; Rotifera; Eurotatoria; Philodinida; Philodinidae.